Clonostachys rhizophaga is the source of this 1389-nucleotide messenger RNA. The record is from the annotation of a GenBank genome assembly. NCBI's taxonomy places the organism in Eukaryota, Fungi, Ascomycota, Sordariomycetes, Hypocreales, Bionectriaceae.
AUGAGUGAGGAAUUUGCGGCCCCGCCUCACGGCAGUGCGGAGAGCCCGCACUCUCCUGAUUCAACAACGAGUAGAACAUUGACUGGUGACGACUCGCAACGCCAGUCCCGCAGAGAUCUUCUCUCUCCCAAGAAAGGCGGAAGUACCCAUGUCUAUCCAGUUAGACAUUUGUCGCCCAGUCCUGCACCAAGUUCCCGGCUAUCAAUAGAUUCACAGCUCUCGACUCACCACAAUAAUGGCCCGGCCUCACCGUCUUCCGAGGGGUCUCCCCUCCAGAAGUUUUGGAUACGAAAUAAGGGUGCUAUCCUAGUUGCUGCGUCUCAGUUAUUUGGAGCGCUGAUGAACUUGAGCGCUCGGCUGCUUGAGCUGGACGGCGAAGGAAUGCAUCCGGUACAAGCGCUAUUGAUCAGGCAGUCGUUGACUUCUAUCCUGUGUCUGCUUUACAUGUGGUGGAUGAAGACACCAGACGGCCCCUUUGGCCACAAAAGCCUUAAAUGGCUGCUCCUUCUCCGCGGGUUUGGUGGGUUCUUCGGUAUAUAUGGAAUGUGGUAUUCGAUGAUGUACCUACCCCUGGCAGACGCGACUGUCAUUACCUUCCUGGCUCCCGGGAUCGCAGGUUUCAUCUGCUAUUUCGUCCUCAAGGAACCAUUUACCCGCAUUGAGCAGCUCGCCUCCCUGGUGGCUUUAGCGGGCGUAGUCCUAAUCGCCCAGCCGACGACAUUCUUCGCGGCCUCCAACGGCGUAGAUCCCACGACGGCUGAGGCAGCGGAAAAUGCGGGCCUUCCGGGGCUGGACCACGAGGCAACACCGCGGGAGAGACUGUUGGCCAUCGGCAUGGCGCUCGUGGGGGUUCUCGGAGCUGCGACCGCCUUCACCACUCUGCGUGUUAUCGGAAAGCGAGCCAGCCCCAUCAUCUCCGUCAACAUGUUCGGGCUCAUCUGCACCGGUAUCUGCAGUGUCAUCUUGCUGAGUGCGCCCUACCUCAACAUUGACCAGCCGGCGCUGAGGUGGGUUUGGCCUCACGCGUUCAAGGGCUGGGCCCUCCUCAUGUCACUCGGGGUGCUGGGUUUCGGGUUGCAGUAUCUGCUGACCGCGGGUCUGGCGGCGGACAAGUCGAACCGGGCCAAUGCCAUGGUCUACACGCAUAUGUUGUUUGCGGCCAGCUUUGACCGGUGGAUCUUCCACCACGAGAUGGACCUGAUGAGUUUCGGCGGGUGUGCCCUCAUCCUCUGCAGCGCCAUCGGCGUGGUGCUGAUGCGCAAGCCUCCACCGCCCAAGGUGGACGAUGUUGAGCGGCAAGGGAAUAUCGUCGGCAAUGGCGAGAUGUCGCCCAUGCUUGUGGGUGUGGGUGGGAAUGGCGAUGACCUGAUCCUCGAUCGACUGAGAUAG